AUGGAAAAUCACGGUGUUUGCGGAGUAACAGACUCAAACACGAACGAUGGUGAUGUCAACGAUGUCAACGAUGUCAAUGAUGUCAAUGAUGACAAUAACGUUGAUAUACCUUACAAUUAUCUUUUCCUUCAGGGGAAGUGGGGGGGGGGUAAAAUUGAGUUGCUAAGAUUGAUUGUUGCAACCAAUAGGUUUUGUUUUUACUAA
Molecule: messenger RNA, 204 nt
Organism: Lodderomyces elongisporus
Lineage: Eukaryota; Fungi; Ascomycota; Pichiomycetes; Serinales; Debaryomycetaceae
Exons: 2
Coding region: 1-204 (67 amino acids)
Source: RefSeq, a predicted model, not a curated record